UCCAUGGAACCGGAAGUGAAUCAAAAUGGCCAGUGCUCACGUUUCAAGAAUUUGUUUGGCCGUCAAAAACAGUGUUAUACUGUCAAGAUGGCCAGCUAUAUCAAAACGUCACUGCAGUUCUGUAUCUGCUAUGACAGAUGUCAUAGGAAGAAUAGAUGAAAAGAGACAACAAGCUUUGCUUGGAGGCGGAAAACACAGAAUAGAGGCCCAACAUAAGAGGGGGAAGUUGACUGCAAGAGAGAGGGUCAAUCUGCUGCUAGAUCCAGGCUCUUUCAUCGAGUAUGACAUGUUUGCAGAGCACAGGUGCUCCGACUUUGGCAUGGAUGCUGAUGACAAGAAAUUUCCAGGCGAUGGUGUAGUAACAGGACAUGGUCUCAUCAAUGGAAGAAUCACAUACAUUUUCAGUCAGGAUUUCACUGUCCACGGAGGGUCACUUUCCAGCGCCCAUGCCCAGAAGAUUUGUAAGGUGAUGGACCAAGCCAUGCAGGUGGGAGCACCGGUCAUUGGUCUCAACGACUCGGGCGGGGCCCGCAUCCAAGAAGGCGUGGAGUCCCUGGCUGGUUAUGCUGAUAUAUUCCAGAGAAAUGUGAUGGCUUCUGGUGUUAUACCCCAAAUAUCCCUCAUUAUGGGACCAUGUGCAGGUGGUGCAGUUUAUUCUCCUGCCCUAACAGAUUUUACAUUCAUGGUCAAGGAUACAUCAUAUUUAUUCAUAACCGGACCAGAUGUAGUGAAGAGUGUCACACAAGAAGAAGUAACCUACGAAGAGUUAGGUGGGGCUAAAACACAUACAACAAUCUCAGGUGUAGCUCAUGGUGCCUUUGAGAAUGACAUAGAUUCCCUGUCUAAGAUGAGACAACUCUUCAGCUACCUACCCCUCAGCAACAGGGAUAGUGCGCCCAUCAUUCAGUGUGAAGAUCCAAGGGAUCGUCUAGUACCAAUCUUAGAUAACAUAGUACCUCUAGAAUCCAACAAGCCGUACAGUAUGAAAGAUGUCAUCUUUGCAACGGUGGACAACCGACAGUUCUUUGAGAUUAUGCCAGCCUAUGCCAAGAACAUCCUGGUCGGCUUUGCCAGGAUGAAUGGACGAACGGUGGGCAUCGUGGCUAAUGAGCCCAAGGUCGCAUCAGGUUGCCUGGACAUCAAUUCAUCGGUGAAAGGAGCCCGCUUUGUGAGGUUCUGCGACGCCUUCAACAUCCCCCUGAUAACGUUUGUGGAUGUCCCAGGAUUCCUACCAGGAACUAGCCAGGAGUAUGGUGGUAUCAUCAGACACGGUGCUAAGCUUCUCUAUGCCUAUGCUGAAGCAACUGUACCUAAAAUUACUGUUAUCACUAGAAAGGCGUAUGGUGGUGCAUAUGACGUGAUGAGCUCCAAACAUUUACGAGGGGACAUCAACUACGCCUGGCCUACUGCUGAAGUAGCAGUUAUGGGAGCGGCAGGCGCCGUGAAGAUCAUCUUCCGUGACGGCCAAGAGGCAGCUGAGAGAGAGAAGGAAUACGUCGAUAAAUUUGCUAAUCCUUUCCCUGCAGCAACAAGAGGAUUUGUUGAUGACAUCAUUUCUCCCAACGUGACCCGGAAGCGAAUCUGUCGCGACCUCGACCUCCUGGCCGGCAAGCAGCAGAGCAAUCCCCCCAAGAAACAUGCCAACAUGCCCCUCUGAUCAGCAAAGAGGAUUUGAUAGGGAAAAAAAUGGAACUGAAAUACAAGGGCAAGUCCAGGUUAUGCGAUCUAUCUAUGACCCAUAUAUUACCAAGUAUUGUGGAGUCCUGAACAUGAAUUAAUAUCAGAUAUAUGUCUGUAUUCUUUGUAUUUGGUUUGAUUCAAGCUCUCGUAGGGCUAUUAACUUCUUGAAUACAGUGAUCAGAUAUACCUACGUCUUAGAUGUGACCAGUAAAGGAUGGGACAAAAUAGCUUGGAUUUGCCCUAACAUCCGUGGGAUUUCAGUGGAAAAUAAUGGUGAAUGGUAUCGUUUAGCAAUAAAGGAGAUAUUAAUCAUAAAAACAGUGGUGUCUAAAUUUUAGGAGGUUGAUUAUCAUGAUAUGAACAGUAUCAGUGAUAUUUCAGCUGAAAAUGUGAUUUUGUGCAGUCCAGUUACGACAAACUAGAUAUAAAAAAACAGAUGACUAUGUAUUGCUGCAGUAUGUGAAAUACAGGAGAUAAAUUAUUUGGGAAGGAGUGAAAUCGGGUCAAUGAUGAGCUAACAUCAUUUAUACGCAUCUCAUCAAUCCUACCCGAUACUCAUACUUAGUUGAUCUGACCCAUGCUCCAGCUAGUUGCUCCUGGUUUAAGUUCCUCCAGGAUACAAGGUUAUGUUUAAGGUUGCGAUUGGGCUUUAGGUUUUGUUUACAGUUAUCGGAAUGUAUGUAUAGUUUUAGGUCCAUUUUUGAAGGUAGGGAGUUGGUUAGUGUAGGAAGUCGGCUUGGAAACAAUUUUCGCCGGAGCAUGAGUCAUAGAACCCAAAUCGAUUUUGUCAACAUAUCAAAAUUAAUAUUUACCAAUUGGACAAAUCUUUCAAGGCUUCAGUCAAAUAUAACCAUGCAUUUUUCAUCAUUGUGUGAAUAGAGCGAUAUUCAGUGCCCCAAUCGCAAUGGUGUUUGAAUUGGGGAUACUGUUUUUUUAAAUUUGAGAAAUGAACAUUUUGAUAAUGUAAUUUGGGUCAAAUUGUAUGAAUUGAUACAUAUUUUGACUAUGCAAGCCGAAUGUAAUCUAAGACUAUUUUUAUGUAUUCAACUUUCUCCUUGUCUUUUGUGCGAAAUAAUUAGAAAGAGAAAGAUAUUCAGAUAUAUAUAUAUACAUACACAGACAGAAAUCGAAAAAGAAUAUGCUUUGCAUAUGAAAAAGUCAUCAUUAUGGCAAGUACUCAGAAAAAAUAUUGUAGACCUAUUGAGGUUUUAUUUUGCUGAACAGUCAGAAAAUGCUACAAAUUUAUAUUAAUGACGAGUGUAAUGUGCUAGGUAAUCCAAAAUGUCAACCUUGAGACUACUGAAUCCUCUCAUCUCCCCUCGCUAGGCUUACAUGUAUAAUAGGAACCACCCAGUUCUUUUUGCAUUGCGAUAAGUGAAGAGAGACAAUGAAUCACUGACGUUAAAUUUGAAACACAAAAGUAUGUUUGACAUUGUAUUGUAAGAUUGGCUGAAAAAAAAUUCCAUUUUGAUAUGUGCAUUUGGCGAUAAAAUUGGUGCCCUAAAACUGAAAACGAUUGUUAAGAAGUUACACUUAUAAGUCAGAAAGCUCAAAUUUAGUAAGUUUAUCAAAAUGACAAAUUUUGACAUUUCAUGUUACAUGUAUUCAGUCUUUGGAAAAGAGAAUCACCAUUACCUCAAUACAUGUACAAUGCUUCUUGGAUUCUAAGAAAGGAAAUGUAUCACUUGAGCUUUUAGUAUCUUGCAUUGGACUGAAAAUAAUGAGGUUAUAAUGAUAUUAAUUUCUAGCUUAAAUUCAUGAUAAAGAUAUGUCAUUGCAGGUUUCGGUGAAGGAUUACUGUAAAUGUAUACUUUAGGCUAGUGGAAUUAUCUAUGUGAACUUCUAUGUACUAAAUCUAAUGUGCAGCCACCAACGUUCAUCUUGUAUGCUACCCAUGUUCAUAUGUAAUAGAAAAUCGCCUCCAUGCAUUAUGAUACUCAGUGUCAUUUGGGGGAAAUGGUCUCUCUUUAAAAAAUACAUAUUAGGGGCAUUGGUAUUGUUUAUUCUAUAAUAGAUAUUCUCUUCACCGAUUCCUUUCAGUGAUAAUAUAAUACUAAUAGAUCAAGGCAAAAAUGUGGAAUAUAUCCUAUGUCAAGCUACAAACUUGUUCAGAGAUUUCUAUGUGGGAAUAAAUUAUUUUAUGAUAAACAUCAA
Molecule: messenger RNA, 3834 nt
Organism: Strongylocentrotus purpuratus (purple sea urchin)
Lineage: Eukaryota; Metazoa; Echinodermata; Echinoidea; Camarodonta; Strongylocentrotidae
Gene: pccb
Product: propionyl-CoA carboxylase beta chain, mitochondrial
Exons: 16
Coding region: 26-1657 (543 amino acids)
Cellular component (GO): mitochondrion
Molecular function (GO): propionyl-CoA carboxylase activity
Source: RefSeq, a predicted model, not a curated record